CAGGGAAAUUUUUUCUGUUAUUAUGUGCAACUGGCCCCGUUUUCAGGGCCCGAGUGUAAAGCGGUUGUUUUUUCGCGUGAAAAAAUCGAAGCCAUGGAUAACAGAUUUGACGAUGAACUUCAGCGUCACUGUCAUGCGGACAUUGACAAAUAUUGUCACGCGGAGGAGGGCGAAAGGGUUUUGGAGUGCUUGAAGAAUAUGAAAAUUUUACGCUCCUUGUCACCAAAAUGCCAGAAAGUAAGUGCCUUUGAUGAAAUUGUGUUGGAACGUAUGCGUGAACAAGCAAAAGAUGUGCGUUUGAACGUGGGCCUCCUGCAAGCAUGCCGAGAAGAAGCCGAGAAGUAUUGUCCCGAUGAUUAUAAGAAAAUAAACGAUCCACAGUACGCGAAGAAAACACUGGAAGGGGUUUUUGUUGUAUGUCUGCGCACACAGUACGCCAAUCCUCGGAAAUCGAUUCAUCUGAAAUCGAGCUGCAAAGACGAGAUUUCGAAAGUUAUUUUGGAGAGCGAAUUCGAUAUUCAUUUGGAUCCAGUUCUGUACAGAGCCUGUAGGAGUACAAUCACAAAACACUGCGCGAAUAGCGUCAUAACACGUGGUGGAACGUUUGAAUCUGUCCUGGAGUGCCUAAAAUCCGAUUUUUUGCAUGGUGCGAUUGCCGACACCGAUUGCUCUCGACAGAUUUCGCGGCGCCUGCAAGAGUCGCUAGUGGAUAUCCAUCUCGAUCCUGUACUCCAUGAAGCCUGUGCGAAUGACGUCCAGCGGCUGUGUCAUAAUGUACCGCCUGGGCAGAGUCGAUUGAUCAUAUGUCUGCUGGAUGCGAUGAAGAGCAGUAGCAUUGUGCUUACGCCAAAUUGCAAGGAGAAACUCACCGAGCGAAAUAACCUGUGGAAUAAAGCGCAUCAGGUCUGCAUUAAUUCCAUUUGUUGA
Gongylonema pulchrum is the source of this 927-nucleotide messenger RNA. Lineage: Eukaryota; Metazoa; Nematoda; Chromadorea; Rhabditida; Gongylonematidae. The record is from the annotation of a GenBank genome assembly.